CCAGGAUGCGUUCCCCGGGUAACGUCACCCCCCCCCAGUCUCCUAGCAACCAGCAGCCGCCGCGAUGUCCCUCGGAGACCCCGGCCGCAGUUGGACUCCCGGGCAUCCCCGGCUCCGCUCCACCUUGAGAGGGUCUGAUUCAGCCCUAAAGAGGAUUCUGUCCUACAGAGGUGUUGUUGGAGCUAUGGUGAUAAGGGCAGAUGGCAUUCCAAUUAAAACAAGCCUAAAUAACGCUACAACAGCUCAAUAUGCAAGGCAUCUUCAACACCUUAUAGAACUAGCAGGAUAUGCUGUGAAAGAAUUUAAUCCUCAAGAUGCCCUAACCCUUCUAAGGAUUAAAACAGAGAAAUAUGAAAUCCUGGUGAUCCCAGUCUCCUUCCCUAGAGUGUAAGCUUCUUGUGAGCAGGGAAGAUGGAAGAGAAGGAAGAGGAAAGAGAAGAGCUGUGAGAAAGGGAAGGAAGAACUUUGCAAAGGUCAUGGCCAGUGGUUUCUAUUUACUCUGAAAGAAGUUGGCGAGAUCAGCAGGACUUGGGGAGAGAGGCAGUGGGAACACUGGAGGCUUCAAGAAGGAGUUGAAGGUUGGCAGUAGUCGGUGGGGCUGUAGGUGUGGAGUCAGUGAGCGAGGAAUAAAAUAGUUGCUGAGCAGAAGAGUGAGCUGAAAUAGAGCAGGUCAGAGUGAAUUCCCAGGGUCAGAAGUUAGCCUGGUGCCUGAGUUUUCACCAGCUGGCAUCAGCUGCCCAAGCCCAGAAAUGGGGAAAAUGGACAGUAAGGGUGAUCCAAGGCAGGGGGUUGAUGGUGCAAAAGUGACAGAGGGACAACAGAGCCAGGAAGUUAUUUGGGGGUGAGGGAGGUGUUGAGGAGGUGGAUGGGAGAA
This is a messenger RNA of Ornithorhynchus anatinus (platypus), 874 nucleotides long. RefSeq names its product dynein light chain roadblock-type 2-like. Gene Ontology annotation, cellular component: cytoplasmic dynein complex; cytoplasm; centrosome. Gene Ontology annotation, biological process: microtubule-based movement. The coding region runs from base 65 to 391 and encodes 108 amino acids. The transcript is spliced from 4 exons. NCBI's taxonomy places the organism in Eukaryota, Metazoa, Chordata, Mammalia, Monotremata, Ornithorhynchidae. Gene Ontology annotation, molecular function: dynein intermediate chain binding. The record is from RefSeq and is a predicted model, not a curated record.